Darwinula stevensoni is the source of this 1998-nucleotide messenger RNA. The record is from the annotation of a GenBank genome assembly. NCBI's taxonomy places the organism in Eukaryota, Metazoa, Arthropoda, Ostracoda, Podocopida, Darwinulidae.
AUAUCCCCGAGGCAUGUGGAUCUCGUGGAGGAAGCCGAGGUCCCUCGAGGCGGGGAGGCGACGGUGGAGUCCGGCAAGGCCCCGUUGCGUCUGCUUCGCGAUGGCCGUGCUCGCACUCUUGGGCGUGGGUGUGGGGAGGCUGGGCGGGGAGGGCGACGCGACGCGGAGCGACGCGAUGCGAAGCGACGCGACUCGGAGGAGCGACGGAGCUCCGCUCUCGCGGGUGGGCGUCCCGAGCGGUUCGCCGACUACCGCCGGAUCUCGGCGCUUCCCGGACGGAAACGAGACGCCUUUCGUCGGACGGCCUUUUCCACGGCCAGGAGCGAGAAAUGGACUUUUCUCGAGGAUGGCUUGCAAGCGGAACCGGCAGGAUCUCGACGCACUCCGGAAAAGUCCUCGGCCGACAUAACGCCCGAUCCUCGCGUUUCCAGCAACGAAAGUCUUCGAGAAAAGAAGAAGGAAGUGGACCUCCCGACGAAAGACACCUCCUCCAGGACCUCGGUCCUCCCGAAGCGGCGGAUCGUCCACUUCGACCUGAAGGGCGCGGCGCCGAAGGCGGACUACCUCGUCCGCGUGUUGGAGCUCGUGAAAGGCGCGGGUGCGACGGGGAUCCUGCUGGAGUGGGAGGACGCCUUCCCCUUCGAAGGGAGGCUGGGGGGCAUCGCGGCUCGAGAUCGAUACAGCGUGGAGGAGGUGGAGCGGGUGCUCGACGCCGCGGGUCGCCUCCGCCUCGACGUCAUCCCUCUGGUGCAGACGUUCGGGCAUCUGGAGUUCGUGCUCAAGACGAGGGAGUUCGAGUCGCUCAGGGAGUCGCCGGGGGAUCCGCAGGCGCUGUGUCCGUCCGAUAACGAGUCCAGGGCGAUGGUGACGGAGACGAUCGACCAGGUGAUGCGGGUGCACCGGAGGUACGGCCCGACUCAUCUGCACGUCGGGUGCGACGAGGUGUUUCUCCUCGGUCUGUGUCCUCGGUGUCGAUCGAGGGCGAAGAACGACCUUUUCCUGUCGCACGUCGAGUUCGUCGCCCACUACGUGCGGAAGAAGCACGGCUUGAUUCCCAUCGUCUGGGACGACAUGUUCCGGAAGCUGUCCCCGUCGGACCUGGCGGACCGCGACCUGGCCUUCGUGGAGCCGAUGGUCUGGGUCUACGCGGAGGACGUGUACAAGUUCGUCCCGGCGACGACGUGGAACGCGUACGCCGGGGCGUUCGAUCGGGUCUGGGGGGCCAGCGCAUUCAAAGGGGCGUUCGGGGAGACCCUGGUGCUUCCGCCGCUCGGGAGACACCUGCAGAACAACCUGAAGUGGCUGGAGGUCUUCCGGAAGGAGGCGGGGAAGUUCCAGGAAUUCAGGGGGAUCGUGUUAACGGGGUGGCAGAGGUACGAUCACUUUGCGGUGCUGUGCGAGUUGUUGCCGGCGGGGAUUCCGUCGCUGGUGCUGGAUCUGGUCGCGGUCGCGUCCGGGCGUAAGGGGCGGGGACUGGUCCAAGAGGCGAGGCGGAUCUUGAGCUGCGACGGAGAGUCUGCGGGGGAGACGACCUACGAGGGAUUGGGGCGGUGCGAUUUCCCGGGUCACGAGAUCUUCGAGGCCGCACGGCGACUGCAGCCGCUCGAGGAACGGUUCGCGCGGGAGACGUCGGCACUGAGGAGCAAGGGCUGGUACACGCCCUACAACCUCAGGCAUCGCUUCACCUCCCCGAUGAGGAUCCGCGAGGUCCAGGAUCGCCUGGCCUCGCUGGUGGAGAGCGUGGAGAGCGUCGGCCGAGAUCUCCACUCCGCCCUCGGCCUCGUCUUCCCCACCGCGACCGUCGAAGAAUAUCUCGAGCAGAGACUCUACGGCAUGUGGGAGGAGGCGAGGGAGCUGAGGGACGGACUCGCUGCCGUCGCGGCGCGGGGCCCAAUCAGGAAUCCCGAACUCAACCUCUCUCCUUCCUCAGCCAAUCAGGAAUCCCGAACUCAACCUCUCUCCUUCCUCAGCCAAUCAGGAAUCCCGAACUCAACCUCC